AUGACCACGUGCUAUGGUUUAGGUGAGGUUAAAGGUGAAAGAGACCAGUCGGGCCCUUUGUUUGUGGGUAAUUUGCACCCACAUGUAACCGAACAGGUGCUGCUUUCAAUCUUCCUCCCAUUUGGACCAGUCUGUUUUGUGAAAGUGUGCAGAGACAGAGCAACCAACCUCUCUCGUGGGUUUGGCUUUGUUACUUUUGCACACCGUCACAAUGCAGAAAAUGCCCUAGAUACUUUGAUUUUUUCUGAGCUCUUGGGCAAACCCAUGCGAAUCUUGUGGGCUCAACACGAUUCCACUUUGAGAAAAAGUGGAAUUGGAAAUAUAAUUAUUAAGGGCUUAGCAAGAGACAUCGAUGACCUUGCUCUAUAUGACACUUUCUCAUGCUUUGGAGAAGUUCUUUCCAGCCGAGUGGUCUGCGACAGUAAUGGUCAACCUAAAGGCUAUGGUUUUGUCCAUUAUGCCACACCAGAGGCUGCUGAAUUGGCAAUUAAGAAGCUAGAUGGUAUGCUGCUAAAUGACCAUCUAGUUUCUAUAUGCCAUUACAAGCCCUACGAGGAACGCCAGGCGAACCAAAAUGCCAAUUUCAAAUGCUGCAAAAAGAAAGACAACAGUCUUUAUAUAUCAAACCUGCCAUACAGCUUGGGCAGUGAGGAGCUGUGCUCCCUGUUUUCUGCGUUUGGAUAUGUGACCAGUGCAAAGGUUAUUAUGAACAACAGCCAGAGCAUGGGUUAUGGAUUUGUUUCAUAUUCCUCGGUUAAUGAUGCCAUUAUAGCUGUAUCAUUAAUGAAUGGCUAUAUUGUUGGUAACCGGCCACUGAAGGUUGCUUUUUCCCAUAGUGCAGAAAAAAAGGAAAUAGAACUCUAG
Molecule: messenger RNA, 864 nt
Organism: Sinocyclocheilus rhinocerous
Lineage: Eukaryota; Metazoa; Chordata; Actinopteri; Cypriniformes; Cyprinidae
Product: polyadenylate-binding protein 1-like 2
Exons: 1
Coding region: 1-864 (287 amino acids)
Molecular function (GO): RNA binding
Source: RefSeq, a predicted model, not a curated record